UGAACGCGAGUAGGCUGGCUGCAGUAGCACUCCGAGUCAGUAGAGGUCUCUGCAUGAUAGCCUUACACGUUAGUUAGCAGCAGGAAGGUCUUGUUCUUCGCAGUCAUUGCACGUUGACGCAAUCUCAGUCCCAACCACCUCGCUCCAGAACUUUCCUAACGGCACUUGAAAUUUAUCAGGCUGCAGAAACAUUACUUUUAACACUGCUGGUUCUAAUGGCGAGUGAACAAAGCUUUCCUGACAGCCUCAUAGACGAGGAUCCGAAGAGGGCAGUGGAGGAACUAACAAGAGCUUUAGAGCAGAAUUCAGAAAACUUUGAGUUGUAUUGCCAAAGAGCUUAUGCCCAUGUCUUGCUUAAAAAUUACAGUGAUGCAGUUGCAGAUGCAAAAGCAACCCUUGGCUUAAAGCCCUCCUGUGCUACAGCGUAUAUGAGACUUGGAAUUGCUGAAUACCAUUUAAAAAAUUACCCAUCGGCUCAUGAAGCUUUCACAAAGGGACAGAACUUGGAUGAAUCAGAUAGCACUAUUAGUGUUUGGAUUAAACGGUGUGAAGAGAACAUGGGUGUAAAGUGUGAAAGUUCAGAAAAGGGGGUAUCUACACCAAAAAUAAAGCAUGACUGGUACCAAACAGAAUCACACGUCAUUGUCACAUUAAUGGUGAAGAAUGCAACUAAGGAAAAUGUGAAAGUAAAGUUUGAGGAUUCAAAGUUAAUUGCCUCUGUUGCUGUACCAUCUGAUGAUGAUUUCCAUUUGAACUUUAGUCUUCUUCAUCAUAUAAUUCCAGACCAAAGCAUUUUCAAAAUACUGUCUUCAAAGAUUGAAAUUAAAAUGAAGAAGACAGAAGCAGUGAGGUGGGAGACGCUGGAAGGAGAAGGUGCUCCCGCAAAUCUGAAACAUUUCACACCAGAUCAAUAUCCAUCAUCUUCACAUUACACAAGAAACUGGGAUAAGUUAGUAGGAGAUAUUAAAGAAGAAGAAAAGAAUGAAAAAUUGGAAGGAGAUGCUGCUCUUAAUAAACUAUUUCAGCAAAUUUAUUCUGAUGGAACUGAUGAAGUUAAACGUGCAAUGAACAAGUCAUUUACUGAGUCAGGGGGAACAGUCCUGAGUACUAACUGGAAGGAUGUCGGCAAAAGGAAAGUAGAUGUUAGCCCCCCCGAUGAUGCAGAGUGGAAAAAGUUCUGAAACUUUGCUGCUUUUUAUUUAAAGUGAUUUUUUUUUUCAAAUUAUUUGUCCAGGAAUUGAUCUAUAUGGCUCUCAAGCCUUUACAUAUACUUUAGACACUCUGUAACCUACAGUGUACUUUAAAGUUGUGUAACAGGUUUUUUUUUUUUUUAACACAACUUCAUAAAUAUAUACAGAAUAAUGUGUAUACUCCAAUGAUUUUGAAUUAAUCUGAUGUUUUCAGAAGUUGUUUGAAAUGGAAUUCAUCAUUUUACCCAGCAUUUUAAAAAAGAUUGAAUUUGGUCAUUGUGUUCAGUAUUUGCAUUGUGUGUAAAUUUAAAUUCUUUCUAAAAUAUAUAUCUAUAUGUUUAUUUAUAUUUAUGAAUCAGCUUGUUUGACUGCACCUUGCACUGUGAAUUCUGCUUAUGCUUUUAAAAGAUCAGAAUGGUUAACUUCCUUAAAAUACCUCAAUUUAAGUUUUUAUAUGGGAAGAUUUUUCAGGAAUAUAUUAUCUACAGUUUGGUAUAUUUAAUGCAUAUCAUCUGACUGCAUUUUCCUAUUCACAAUCCAGCUUCAGGCUCCAGUAAAAGAUGGCAGUAUUUGUCACAGCUACUACUGAAACUACAUUUUCACCAACUAAAACUCUGAAAACGUAUUUUUGUCCCACUAAUUGGCUGUGGGGCUUGAAAGUGAGAUCUUCAUACGAGCUCUUCAUAAAAGAUUUAAUGUGAAAAUAUAUAGUAAUAACAGACUCUGCUGCCUUAUUUAGUUAGAACUGCUUUUUUGCCUUGUAGUGUCAAAAUAAUCUUUUUGUCAGUUUCUAACUGUACUGGUGGAUGUGUAGUAACAAACAUUUUCAUUAAAUUUUAUAUUAUCUCUUACACAUGAAAGCAGAAAGUAAAUCAUUAGAAGCAGUAAAGUUAAGUCUGGGUGAUCAACUAAUAUCAUGAUGUUUGGACUGAAUCUCAACACACAAUAAUGAUAUGAAACAGAAUUUGAACACACCAUUACUUUAUAUUGUAAUAGCACAUUUUUUAUUUAGUAAACACCAUGGGUAGGAGGGGGGGCUUAAACGUCAUUAAUGUUGCGCAAAUAAAAAUAUGGUGACAACAUUUUGUAACAAGUUUUAUUCUUUUCUUUUCAUUCUUGUUUUGAAAAAACGGACCUCUGUUGGAAGUGAACAACCCAAUGAAGACAAUAU
Molecule: messenger RNA, 2361 nt
Organism: Erpetoichthys calabaricus (reedfish)
Lineage: Eukaryota; Metazoa; Chordata; Cladistia; Polypteriformes; Polypteridae
Gene: sugt1
Product: SGT1 homolog, MIS12 kinetochore complex assembly cochaperone
Exons: 13
Coding region: 216-1181 (321 amino acids)
Biological process (GO): protein stabilization
Molecular function (GO): protein-folding chaperone binding
Source: RefSeq, a predicted model, not a curated record